Messenger RNA from Haliotis rufescens (red abalone), 1128 nucleotides. Its product is annotated as A disintegrin and metalloproteinase with thrombospondin motifs 9-like. NCBI's taxonomy places the organism in Eukaryota, Metazoa, Mollusca, Gastropoda, Lepetellida, Haliotidae. The record is from RefSeq and is a predicted model, not a curated record. The coding region runs from base 205 to 1128 and encodes 307 amino acids. The transcript is spliced from 4 exons. Gene Ontology annotation, molecular function: metalloendopeptidase activity; zinc ion binding.
AAAGCGAUCUCCUUGUAGCAAUCAUAUUGAUCAUGACAACAGUGGUAUCUUUACUACUUCUCACGUCACAUGCAUGUAAUGUUAAUGUGACCCGUGUCUGCUUCGAAAGAUGUAGUUCUUUCUCACUCUUUUUGAUUACCGUAGCUGGGCAGGAUAGGAAGACCAUCCGUUUACUUGAUUUGUAUUUCAUGAACGUCUUUGAAAAUGCAGAUGGAUAUUAGCUUCUUCAGGACUCUUUUCUUGAGUAUUGGUAUUUCAAUAACAUUUAGUUUGGAAGAAUCUCAUUUUAAAAAGACAACCAGUGGAGUUCCAGCCGUUUUAGGUAACUACCAACAUCUCCAGGUCCAGAAAGUGUUUGGACUAACGACAUGUGCCAGUCUGUGUUUGCGCACGUCAUGCCACGAGUUCCAGUAUUCUGACACAAGCCGCACGUGCAUUACACGACACUCAGAGCCAAUAUCUGAGAGUGUCCUUAACCCAGGCAGCGGAUUGUUUGACAUCUUCAACGACAACGAGCAAGAGCCUAAGACAUGUUUAGAGAUCAGGAAAAACAACCCAGAAGCUCAGAGUGGAGAGUACAAGAUCAUUCCCUCGGCUCCUCAGUUUAAGGGUGUGUCAGUGAAGGUCUACUGCUUGAUGAAUGACACUCACCAGCUGGAGUAUAUAACACUGCCCAAUAGGAACAUUGGAAACUUUCCCAAAAGGUCGAACAGUGGUUGUAGAAAUGAACAGCCUUAUUUAGAAGCUGGUGGUGUUGGUAAAGACGGAGUAACAGAGUAUCAGAGGAUCAGAGUGAAGCCAUCGACUAUGACUGUUGUGAGAACUGACACCACCUUCACAAACGGGAACAAGACGAAGCCACAUAAGUUUGGUACAGCAGAAGAUUGUUAUUCAUAUUCUGGAAGCUGCAAACGAAUAGGAACCUUUCAGAUCAACACACUGGGCACAGGGAUGAAGUUCUCCACCAAUCUUAAGUGGACUGGAAAAGAAAACACAGGCAAAGUGCACAGUAUAACCCGGACACAGAAUGGCGCCGUCAUUGAUCUGGUGUGUGGAGGCUGGUGUGGGCGAUGUGAUCCUGAUGGAGAUAUGAUCCUCUACCCAAACAAUCUGGAUAUUCAGCCAUAG